CCAAUCUCCAUUCUCCAUCUUCAUCUUCAUCUAUUGUAGAAUUAUUAUAUCUACCAUUUUUAAGAUGGAAAGUCAAUAUGCCGUUAUACGGUAUAAUUUUGAUAAGCAGAAGGACUCGAGGACCGGGAUGUGGUACACAACUUGCAAAUGGUGCGGGAAAAAAUGUAGCAUGAGGGUUUCAGGUGGAUACGGGAUGGCAAUGAAGCAUAUUAAGUCAUGUGACAAAGCCAAAGGAUCAGGAGAUUUAUGUCUCAGGGCUCUGCUUCUUAACAGUGAGAACAGCUCUCUUCGAGCCUACUAGAUGGAGGGAUGCUAGGCCUGCAGUUCGGCUCUACCGUCGGUGGCUUCUAAUCUUUCUCAUUAUCAAGGAUUCGACCCAGUUUCUUCUUUCUUUUUUUACUACUCUUUUAUUAUGUUACAAGAUAUAUUAGGUGCUUGUCAUACUAAUGAAUUUAGGAUUCAAAUUGCUUGAUUGCUUGAA
Messenger RNA from Cuscuta europaea, 481 nucleotides. Lineage: Eukaryota; Viridiplantae; Streptophyta; Magnoliopsida; Solanales; Convolvulaceae. The record is from the annotation of a GenBank genome assembly.